AUGAGCCCAGGCCUGUCUCCCUACCCCUCAUCUGGCAUUUUCUGUUCCCUUUUCUUCUGGGCAUGUCCGCCGUCUAUUGAGGAGCCACAUCAGGCCAUGCCUGAGGUGCUGCUUACUCAGGGUAGAGUUCCAGGACAAGAUGAUUUCCCUGCCCCUGGAGACCCUCUUAGUGGGUUGAGUGUUCCUGUCCGGUGGGCUUCGAGAGAAAAUCUACUCCAGGGGGAUCCCAUUGAUGAUCCUCAACUAUUUUUUGCUCUCUAUGACUUCCUUGCUGCUGGAAAUAAUCAGCUCAGUCUCAAGAAAGAAUCUGAGCGCCAGAUGGCUGCAAUUGGGUCCACUCCAUCCACUCGUUCCUCUCCAUCACCAUCACCUGUUCCAGCUCUGCCUCAGACUGUGCCCUCUGGUCCAUCACUGGUGUCCUUCAAAGGACGUAGCAUGGGAGGUGGAGGUGGAGUUUCAUCUCAGUCUUCUCAAGUUAUUCAAAUGCGCAAAGUCUCUUCAAAUGCUGCACAAAGUACAACUUCUUCCAAGAAGGUGAAGCAAGCUCCUGUUCCUCCCAAACGAACUAGCUCCUUUCGUGAUAGCAGUGUGAUAGAUGGGGAUUCAACUGGAGAACCUGAGGGCAGUAUGGAGCAGUCAUGGGAUACAACUUCUCCGUCUCCACCAUCACUCGUGCAACAACUGCCUUUGGAAGAACCUUCUCAGGCUAAUCACUUGGCCAAAUAUAAGAGAGGACCUGCCUUGGGAAAUCGAGGAAUGGAUCGCAGGGUUCAGGAGCAAAAACCCAAGAAGGCCAAGACAUUUCCUCCCAAAGAAGAGCAUAGGAAUGAUGUUCAUCCCACCAAAGAUGCACCCAUUUCUGCAAAGAAAUCUGCUCCAGUGCAAGUGGCAGCUCUGGAAGUGCAGAAUGUUCGUCGGGCCAUCAAUCGGUAUGGGACGUUGCCAAAGAAUGCUCGAAUUGGAGCUUAUUUAGAGAGUCUUAGACAGAGUGGCCUGCAUAAUGGACCUGGUUUAGGAGAAGAACGUCUAUUUGAUGAGGGUGAAGAACAUGUCUCUAGUAAUGCUAUUUUGAAUGAUGACACUGGAUCCCUGACUGAAGAGAAGAUCCGUGCCAAGGAACUUCUCAAUAUGAAGACACAGGCUGCUUCCAUGAUUCGUAGCAACUCUUCAACUACAGGGUUUCCCUUGAAAGACACUCAGAAUGUAUGCUCCCCAAAGCAGUACUCACUGUCAAGACCAAACCCUCCAAAACCAGUGAAGCCUCAGCAGGUGUCUCCAGCAUCACUGGAGUUCCCCCCUCCUCCUGCUGAGCUCCCACCACCCCAAGAUGAAGAAAUUCAGACUCGGCCAAUCCCAUCUCCCCGCUCAUUCAGGAAACCUGUUGUAUCGCCUCUGAAAUCAUCUGCCAAAUCAUCACCAGAAGAUGCUGCUAGUGAAGUCAGAGACAGAGAGGCUGACAAGGACAUAACAGUGGCUGGUGCAUCUAGAUUUGGAGUUAGUCUUCGCAGUCGAGGUACAGAUAUUCAGCAGCAACAAGAUGCAUCUAUUGAUUCUUGUGAUAGUGCAGUUGGUGUUUUUAAAGCAAGACGAUCAAGUAGCUCUGAUGUGAGGCCUGAUACUCAGCAGAAAAAUGUGGAAAGUGGGCCUAUGCACCAGGCCUUCAGUGCAAGUUCAGACUCACUGAGUACAGAAGAACGCUUGAGUUCUUCCAAAGAAGAUUUAGAAGAACCAAGACGCCCCAUUCUCACUGCUCUAUCAACCAAAAACCAGCUGGAAUUGAGACUUGUGUCUGAAAUCAAGGAGAAGGUCAGUCAGAAGAAUCUUUCUAUGACUGCAAGUGAACACAUGAAGCCUGAAACUGCAUCCAGAAGUAAAGGAGUUACCAGUGAGGAACCUCACACCAAUGCAAGAAAAAAUUUCCCUGAACAAAGAAAUAAGGUAAUAUCAAAUAAUGUCAAGGAAGAACCCAACAGAGCAAGUGCAAAACCAACACAACUGUGGAAGUCAAGGCUUCCCCAACCUAAGAGUGGAGAGCCAGAAUUUACCAAGAUCUCCCUUCGUAGAGUUGAUGAUAAGAUUCCAAAGGGUAUGAAUGUAUAUGCAAGGCCAGAGAUCAGUAGUGACAAAGCACAAAAUGGAGAGGAUGGGCUUUAUGAGAAGCCUCAGGUGUUGAAGAGGUUCAGUAUGUUGAAGCAAAAGAAUGAAGAAGAACAGGACAACAGUAAACCUGCAGAAAAAGAUGAAUCCCAGGGAGAAGAGAAAGUGGCAACAGAAGAUAGGAGGGUGAGCACUGGUAGCAUCAACAGUUUGAGAAAACUCUGGGAGAAGCCAGUUACCAGAAGUGAUAGUGAGUCCAAAGGAAAGAAACCAUCUAUGACUCAAGAUCCACUUGGUGAGAAGCCAUCUGUGCCAACUAAACCGAGCAUCAAACCAGCUAAACCAUCAGUGAGUCCCAUGCAGCUUCAUUCAACCAAGACUCCUCCAGUUGUGAAACGUCCCAUGCCUGAGCAUGGGGAGAGUAAAAAAGCUGAUCGAGAUUCCAUCUUAGAACUCUUUGAACUUUUGGAAAAAACCCUAGUUCCUCUCAAAGGAGGAGGCAAGCUGCCCUCUGCUUCUCUCAUGCCAUCUAUGUGCAUUCAGCUUUCAGACAAGAUUAGCCUCUUUCACUCCAGUUGCUCUUCAUAUGCCGAUCAAAUCUCUCCACAUAGCCGCUUUCACUUCAGGGAACUCCUCUCCAAAUUGGAGAACCAAGCUCAACUUCUUCGCUCAGCAGCCAACAAGAACUGUGCCGAUAACAGUAGAAUUUGUUCUGAAAUACUCAAUACCCUCAAAGACCUCGUAAAUGCUGUCCAGAGGUAG
This is a messenger RNA of Darwinula stevensoni, 2859 nucleotides long. The record is from the annotation of a GenBank genome assembly. Lineage: Eukaryota; Metazoa; Arthropoda; Ostracoda; Podocopida; Darwinulidae.